AUGGCGAACUCAUCUGCUAAUGAUAAACUACUAAUGGUGAAAACAUUGAAGAAAAAGGAUGGCAUUGUUGCAGUUUCUGGGAACAACUCAAAUGAUGUACUUGCGCUGUUGGAAGCUGAUGUAGGAAUCUCCAUGGGGAACAAAGCUGGGACCGAUGUCGUCAAGAAAGUCUCCAAUAUCGUAAUCUUGGAUGAUAAUUUUGCAUCAGUGGCCAGACUUCUGAAAUCGAGUAUAUGCAUUUACAACAACGCACAGAAAUUCAUACAGUUUCAGCUCACUCUCAAUCUUGCUGCUCUUGCUAUCAUCUUUAUUUCAGCAGCUUGUGCAGGUGAAAUCCCAUUGGACUCCACCGAUGUACUGUGGCUGAACUUGAUUGUAAAUACACUGGCUUCUCUGGCUCUUGCCACGGAGAGGCCCAUCGAAGAACCCAUCAAGAGGCAACCUGUUGGUAGGAAAGAGCCACUCAUAUCCAACAUCAUGUUGAGGAACCUCUUGGGUCAAGUUGUGUAUCAGAUUGUUGUCGUUUUGACAUUACUGUUCAAGGUCAAAUCGGUUUCUAAGAAGAGAAACACCUUGAUCUUCUGUGCUUUCCUGCUUUGCCAAGUUUUCAAUGAAUUCAAUGCAAGAAAUCUAGAGAGUAUCGAGAAUGUGUUUAAAGGGAUACACAGGGACAUAGCGUUUCUAGUUUGUACUGGAAUAACCAUCUCUGCUCAGGUACUGUUUAUGCAAUUGUAUUCGUACCAAGAAGAUGGUUAUUUUGUGAUGUUGAACUUGUGGCAUUGGGGUAUAUGUUUCGCAUUUGCCAUCAUUUCUUGGCCUAUCGAUUGGAUCGUCAAGUGCAUACCUGUUCCGAAGAAACCGCUUGUAAACUAUCUCUCGGAUACGUUUAAGGUGGUGGCUCAAUUUGGUAUGAAAAAAUAA
This is a messenger RNA of Ziziphus jujuba (common jujube), 921 nucleotides long. RefSeq names its product calcium-transporting ATPase 12, plasma membrane-type-like. Gene Ontology annotation, molecular function: P-type calcium transporter activity. NCBI's taxonomy places the organism in Eukaryota, Viridiplantae, Streptophyta, Magnoliopsida, Rosales, Rhamnaceae. The transcript has a single exon. Gene Ontology annotation, cellular component: intracellular membrane-bounded organelle. Bases 1 to 921 code for a protein of 306 amino acids. The record is from RefSeq and is a predicted model, not a curated record.